Medicago truncatula (barrel medic) is the source of this 711-nucleotide messenger RNA. RefSeq names its product protein yippee-like At3g08990. The transcript is spliced from 6 exons. Bases 154 to 522 code for a protein of 122 amino acids. The record is from RefSeq and is a predicted model, not a curated record. NCBI's taxonomy places the organism in Eukaryota, Viridiplantae, Streptophyta, Magnoliopsida, Fabales, Fabaceae.
GGUGUCUUGGGGCACAAGGACGUGUGUAGAGUAUAUGCAAUAGAAAGGAAAGUGUCAUGAUUCCCACAGCCAAAGUGUACUUCCCAUAACAUUUGCAAAUUCAACAAACUCCAAAUUUCACUCUCUCGUUGAUAGAUUGGUGUAAAAGGAGAAAUGGGAAGACUUUUUUUGAUCAAUCUUGAAGGAAACUUCUAUAGUUGCAAGCAUUGCCAGACACAUUUUGCCCUUGUUGGUGAUAUCAUUUCCAAGUCUUUCCAUUGCAGGUACGGAAGGGCUUAUCUUUUUGACAAAGUUGUGAAUGUCACCAUCGGAGAAAAAGAAGAACGGAUGAUGAUCACAGGAUGGCACACUGUCGUCGACAUAUUCUGUGUUACAUGUGGGUCCAUUGUUGGGUGGAAAUAUGAGGCUGCUUCUGAGAAGAAUCAGAAGUACAAAGAAGGAAAGUUUAUCCUUGAAAGGUAUAAGGUGAUGGGGCCUGAUGGAAGCCUCUACUCGCCUGAUCAAGAAGAUGCUGAAGAGUGAAGAUGCUUGAUUUUCUUACUUCAGGAUCAUUUCAUUUUGAAUUGUACAUUCUUUAUGCUUCAUCAUGUAGUUAAAAUCUGCUAUUUUGGAAUUGGAACUGGGAUAUUUGCAAGACCACUCAGAUAGAAUUUGGAAAAUUGCUAGUAUUAGCUACUUCAAUUGGGAAUCAGCAUUUAUUUUUGCAUCUGU